Gregarina niphandrodes is the source of this 567-nucleotide messenger RNA. Its product is annotated as RNA recognition motif protein. The coding region runs from base 1 to 567 and encodes 188 amino acids. The transcript has 2 exons. Lineage: Eukaryota; Apicomplexa; Conoidasida; Eugregarinorida; Gregarinidae. Gene Ontology annotation, molecular function: RNA binding. The record is from RefSeq and is a predicted model, not a curated record.
AUGGAGGAGCAAGAGACUGCGGCUCAGCUAGAGGCGAAAGUUGUACCGACUAAGCAAGAGCCGGCGGAGUCUCUGAAAGCAGAUGACGAAUUGACGCGGCUACAGCAGAUGACCGCGGAUUCGAAGGUACAUGAAGAAACGAUGCAUGAGGAGCCGCAGCAGGAAGAGGAUGACACUAUCAAGCGAAGUAUCUAUGUUGGUAACGUUGACUACGGCUCUACCCCGCAGGAGCUAGUUCAGCACUUUGCGUCGUGUGGCAAAAUACAGCGAGUCACAAUCAUGGUAGACAAGAUGACUGGCCACCCGAAGGGCUAUGCGUAUAUUGAGUUCGCGGAAGAGGGCGGCGCGAGUUCGGCACUUGCGCUUUCGAACACCACCUUCCGGGACCGAGUGCUGAAGGUACUUCCGAAGAGAAAGAAUAUUGCCGGAUAUACCGCAACGGUCCGUGGCGGAGGGCGGAGGGCCGGCUAUAUGCCCAUGUAUGGAAUGCCCUAUGGCCCUGCGGCUACACUUAAGGGCUUCCACAGAGGUGGCAGGAGAGGCGGGAUCAGGGGAGGGCCUUUUUAG